ACGCCGUCCCCGCCGCCGCCUGUCCCCUUCCUUAGCCUGGGACGCAUCGCCCUCGCCCUCCGCAGCCCAGCAGCGCGGGCUCCGUGGGCUCCGUGUCCCCGCCGCCGCCCCGCAGGCUCCGGCCCGGCCGUUCCGAGCCCGAGCAUGGAACCCGGGGAGCCCCGCGAGGCCCGCGAAUCCGGGCCGGGGGCCGAGACCGCCGCCGUGCCGCGCUGGGAGGAGGCCAAGGCUUUCCACGACAACCUCACGCCCAAGAAGAAACCCAAAUCGCCCAAGCCUCAGAAUGCAGUCACCAUUGCUGUGUCCUCCCGAGCCUUGUUCCGCAUGGAGGAGGAGCAGCGCAUCUACACGGAGCAGGGCGUGGAGGAGUACGUCCGCUACCAGUUGGAGCAUGAAAAUGAGCCCUUCAGCCCCGGGCCCGCCUUCCCCUUUGUCAAGGCCCUGGAAGCUGUGAACAGGAGGCUUCGGGAACUUUACCCCGAUAGCGAGGACGUGUUUGACAUCGUCCUUGUGACCAACAACCACGCGCAAGUGGGAGUCCGCCUCAUCAACAGUAUCAACCACUAUGACCUGUUCAUCGAGAGGUUCUGCAUGACAGGUGGGAAUAGCCCCAUCUGCUAUCUCAAGGCUUAUCACACCAACCUCUACUUGUCAGCUGAUUCAGAAAAAGUACGAGAAGCCAUUGAUGAGGGGAUUGCAGCCGCCACCAUCUUCAGCCCCAGCAAGGACGUGGUUGUGUCCCAGAGUCAGUUGCGUGUGGCCUUUGAUGGGGAUGCUGUGCUCUUCUCAGACGAGUCGGAGCGCAUAGUCAAGGCCCAUGGACUGGACAGAUUCUUCGAGCAUGAGAAAGCCCACGAGAACAAACCUUUGGCCCAGGGUCCCCUAAAAGGUUUUCUGGAGGCCCUGGGCAGGCUACAGAAGAAGUUCUACUCCAAAGGCCUGCGGCUGGAGUGCCCAAUUCGCACCUACUUGGUGACAGCUCGCAGUGCAGCCAGUUCCGGGGCCCGGGCUCUCAAGACCCUGCGAAGCUGGGGCCUGGAGACAGAUGAGGCCUUGUUCCUAGCUGGAGCGCCCAAGGGCCCGCUCCUGGAGAAGAUCCGCCCACACAUCUUCUUUGAUGAUCAGAUGUUCCACGUCACUGGUGCUCAGGAAAUGGGCACCGUGGCUGCCCACGUGCCUUACGGUGUGGCACAGACACCCCGGCGGCCUGCACCUACAAAGCAGGCUCCAGCUACACAGUAGCUGGGCCACCUUGCUCCAGGCUCCCUGUCACACUUUGAUACCUCGUCUGGUGAAUCCUUCUAAUUCCUCAUUGCCUACCCUUCUGCAUGUCUGCCCUCGUCCCUCUGAGUGAGGUACUUGUGGCAAAUUAUGCAGACUGGGCCAGCAUUCUCACUAGAGAACACACUGUGCCAUGAUCCUGGCUAGGACAGUAGAACUGUGUGGGGUGGUUAGGUUUCAGGGACAAGUUGAUGGGACAGAGGGUAGGAGGGUCAGAAAAGCAGGAUGCCAAAAGGGGUUUGGGAUGAAAAGCAACUCAGUGUAGUGCAGGGAGCACUGCUUUGAGAGAGGGUGGUCCUAGCAUCCGAGCUCUGCCCUGGCAUGACCUGCAUGACCUUGAGUAAGUUCCUCACAUUCAUAGGCCUCAGUUUACCCAAGUUUUAGGUGAUUUUUCAAGCUCUCCUUGAGUCAGAGAAGCUUAGUUUUAUAAGAUUGCCCUUUAAAGAAAGUGUUCUGUGCCAGGGCUGCCGAUAUGUAUGGCAUCUGUGCAGGUAAUAAGAAGACACUCUGCCUAGGUGAAUGAAUUAUGAAAAGAUGGCCCUUCCUCUGGCCUGACCCAGCCCAUACGGAGUUACACAGCUUGGUUAACGAGAUAUAGGCUGGAUUUCAGCCCCCACUACUCCUCAGCCCAGAGGCCCACCAAAUAGGCACAAUGCACAAUGUUCCACAAUAUCCCUAUGUGUAGCUUUCCAUGUUUGGAAACCACUGGACAAGAAGACCCAUCUGCUUCUUCUGAUUUCCUAACCUGAGCCAUUGGGGUCAGCUGCAGAGCAGAUUUGUGAAGAGGAAUGAAGGGAGUUCAUUUAACCUGCAUGCAAAUUCUUCUCCAGCCAGCAGAGGUCACUGCAGGCUCUCCCUUGGGAGGAGUUUUAGUGACUUGCUGGUUCAGGGCUUUCUUUGCUUCAGCUUUUAGCCAAAGUUCAAUUGCUCUGCCUGGCAACUCUCACCCCAGCCUUUGGUCCCUCAGUUCCUGCAUCCCACCUGUGUGUACACAGCUCUGCCAGUGAGGAGAAAGGCAGAAUGUCUGUGGGCCCAAAUACAGGGGGAGAAAACACAGUGUCUGAAGUGAGCGGUUAACUACGCUGAACACAAGGGUGAAACCCUGAGUGUAGUGGGAAGUAUCAGGAUGUCUGAUUGGAGAUCCUAUACGUUGAGAUCCAAGUACCAAGACAGUGAUGGCUUAGAGAGGAAGGAGCGGAAUGCACACUAGCAAAAUUCUUCCACUGUGGAUAGUAAGUGGAAGGCUGGACAGAGCUGCCUUGGACCUAAUGAGCUGUCUGUCACUGGGAUGCUAUGCAAGGGAUUCUGGGAAGAGGUGACCUCCCUGAGAUGCACCAGUGACUCCUCCACCUUUACAGAAGGCCCUGCAGCUCCUUCCCUACUUCCAAGAGAGAAAUUUCACUACUUAAUGGUCAGCUCCCUCCUUUGGUGAACAGCCCUGGCUCUCAGAGGAAGGGCAGAAGCACAUGGGUGGGUGGUCCCCAGAAAGACCAAGAAGGGGCAAACAGACAUCUGUGUGGUCACUGAUUACUCAGCUCUUAUGUAGAUUCUAGCUGUGAAUGAGAGCUUAGUGAAAAAACUAAAGGCAUCGUUUAGAGGUGAAGGGCAACCUGGAGCAGCCCUAACCUUUGCCCUUCUAGGCACUCAGUCCCAGGUUUGAAUGGGCAUAGAUUCCAUGCAUUGUAGCACAAGGUAGCAGUUGCAGAAAGAUAACCAGGAAGAGGACAAAGAAGACCCAGAAGCUUCUGGAAAUGAGCGUAAGUUUGGCCUAUAUUGGGCUUGUGCUCUGUGUUGGAGGCCCAUUAGAAGCUGUUCCUGGGAGACAGGGCAAGACUGGACUGAGUGUCCCACCUUGGCUGCCUUUAUCAGGGAUCAGUGGCAUUAUUGUACCCAAAGGCAUGGGAUGAAGAUGUUUUUGCACAAGGUCAUUUCCACCGCACAGCCAGGACCUGGCAGAGGAGACCUUGAGGCAGAAGGCCUGAUAUAGACAACCCUUGAUUACCACUGCUCCAAGCUGGCCAGAGAAGCUGUGUGACCUAACAACAGCUGCAAGGAAAUGACAAAGAGGUGGGAGAGGGAGCUCAGCCUCAGGUCAUCUUUCAUCUUGGCUGUACCUCACAAAAGCCCUCUGCCCUGGGGUUGCAGUCACCUCUUUGGAGGAGCUUCCAGGACUCACAGAGCCAGUGGCCAUACAAGCCUGCUGUGGACAGCCCAGGCUCUCAGAUGGUGAGGACGGACCCAUGCACUAUUAGGACAGCACCAGAUGGAUGUCACCUAAUUAUGAUAAAUUCCAGGGAUUCUGAGGUCCAGCCCCCAGGGCUUAGUAUUAAACACUAUAGACCUUCCAGGAAGCAGGAAAAGAUGAUGCUGGAAGCAGAAAGAUAAGGUGCAGUAAAAGCCGUGGAUUUCACUGGAGCCACCAUUAAUAGAUAUAGACAGCCCUGGGCAAAGGAGAGACACUAAAGGCCCAAAUUCUAUUAUCUAGACCACAAAUGAGCAUCUCAAACCUGGAAAAAAAAACUGAGGGGCUGGAAUAAAAGGCCAGAAGUCCAUGGGGCAGGCUUGGGCAGCAGCUAGACAGGCCUGAUGGGUUCAAGUACUGAGAAAGGCCCCCCCAAAAAAGGAACAUUGUUUAUUGUGUCACCAGGAAAUUUAAAAGCCAGGUAAGUACCAAGGAACCACAGCUUCUGGAACACUGGACCCCUUUAGCUGAAGGCACCACCUCCCCAGGUCCAGCAGAACAUUGGUCCCAGGAUGUGCUUGGCUACAGAGUUCCAGACCCAAUGGAACUGCCACUCAGCAGAAAGACAAGCAGUUGUUACCACUGAGACUGUUAAAAUCAUUGCAAAACAACCCCUCGUCUACUAGAGCCCAACCAGAGUAGUGAGAAUGUAAUAGAAUGUGCCAGGAAAAAAAAAGAAGUUCAAAUCCAAGAUGGAGUCAACUUUACAAUGCUAUUCAAUUGAUGUGCACCCCUACAGCCAAACUGAUGAUCAGAAUAUUGAUAUACCUCCACACCAGUCGGCAAACAGAUCUGCUCUGAGUCUCCUGAGUGUCCCCUGGUGACCUGAGCUGCAUUGGCCCUUCCACUGUGAAUGCUCCAAGAGGCUGCACCAGCAUUGUGGAUGAUGUCCACCUACUCUUUCAUGGUAUCCUGGAGCUAAAAAAAACUUGCCCAAAGCCACCCGGCUAGUAAGUGGCAACGCUGGACUCCAAGUCAUGUUUGUCUGAUGCUGGGACAAUGCUGUCCAUCAUUUUCCAUACUGCUCUUUUUUUUUUUU
Molecule: messenger RNA, 4562 nt
Organism: Castor canadensis (American beaver)
Lineage: Eukaryota; Metazoa; Chordata; Mammalia; Rodentia; Castoridae
Gene: Nt5c1a
Product: 5'-nucleotidase, cytosolic IA
Biological process (GO): adenosine metabolic process; nucleotide metabolic process
Cellular component (GO): cytosol; cytoplasm
Molecular function (GO): nucleotide binding; magnesium ion binding; 5'-nucleotidase activity
Source: RefSeq, a predicted model, not a curated record